AUGUUUGCUUUGCCGUUCUUUACUAUUUUAUCCUGUUCCAUAACACCUAGCACUUUCUCUGCUGGUGCCCUGGUUAUGUUUGUGAAAAAAGCCAAUGGAUCUCUACAACUGGUUGUUGACUAUAGGAAGCUUAAUGAUGUCACUCACAAAAAUGUAUACCCCCUCCCCAGGCAAGACAACUUGAUGGCUAAACUCCAGCAUGCAAAAAUAUUUACCAAACUUGACUUGCGCUGGGGGUACAACAAUGUCUGGAUCAAGGAGGGUGAUGAAUGGAAGACAGCAUUUAGGACCAAAUACAGGCUAUUUGAAUAUCUUGUAAUGCCUUUUGGCCUAACCAAUGCCCCUGCUGCCUUCCAACAUUUUAUGAAUGACUUAUUCAGGGACCUAAUUGAUGUUACAGUGGUUAUUUAUUUGGACAACAUCUUAAUAUUCUCAGAAGACCUUAAGGAACACCCAACCUAUGUCAGGGAAGUCCUAUCAAGGCUAAUGAAGAACCAAUUAUUUUGCAAGUUGUCCAAAUGCCAUUUCCAUGCCACAACAGUGGAUUACCUAGGCAUCAUCAUAUCCCCAGCAGGAUUUUCAAUGGAUCAAAAAAAGAUUGAGGCAGUCACGUCAUGGCCUCAACCUAGAACAGUCAAACAGGUCCAGGCAUUCUUAGGCUUUGUCAACUACUUGCACUGUUUCAUCCCCAAUUUCAGCUUGGUUGCACACCCACUCCACAACCUCACCAGGAAGGAGAUGCUCUGGGUCUGGGGUAGUCAAGAAGAGGAGGUGUUCCAGGAAUUGAAGUCCCUGGUCACCCGCUCACUGGUACUAAUUCACUCCAACCCAGACCUCCCCUACUACCUAGAAACUGAUGCAUCAGGAGUAGCCAUGGGAGCCAUCCUUAGCCAAAGAGGAGCAGAUAAUUGUCUUCACCCAAUUGCCUAUAUGUCCAAGUCAUUUUCAGGAGCAGAAGCCAACUACAAUACUCACAAUAAGGAACUUCUUGCAAUCAUCAAAGCCCUAGAAGAAUGGCAAAUCUUCCUAGAAGCAAUGGAAAAACCAGUACAAGUGUUCACCAAUCACUGCAACUUGGAAUACUGGAUGCAGGCCCAAACAUUCAACUGCAGGCACACCCAGUGGCACAUAUUCCUGAGCAACUUCAACUUUGAAAUCCACUAUUACCCAGGAAAGCAAUCAGGAAAGCCAGAUGCCCUAUCCAGAAGAGCAGACUAUGUUGACACCCCCCAGGAGCCCAAAAUUAUGCUGCCAACCAAGGUCUUUGCCAAUGCCUCUCAGGAAGAGUUAGAAAUUGUCACAAAAAUUUGCUCCAAACUGAGAGAAGACCCUUCCCUUGAGCCAAUCAUCCAAUUCCUAACUAAGGAUGCUGAUAAUGCACCACCUUCCAUCUGCAAGGCCUACCAAGACUACAACUGGGAAGAAGACCUGCUAUGGUACCAUGGAAAAUUAGUGGUUCUGGACUCAGAACCACUAAAAGAAAGACUACUAAGGGAAUUCCACAAUUCACCCCUGGCAGGCCACCCAGGACAACAACAGACCUUAGAGCUACUCAGUAGGAACUAUUGGUGGCCAGGAAUGAAAUCCUCUGCCAAGGAAUGGGUUGAAUGCUGUCCCACUUGUCAAGCCAAUUGCUGUCCCCAUGCACUGGUCAUUGCCUUAAAACCCCUAGAAGUUCCCCCCUUUCUGUUCCAUACAAUUUCCUAUGACUUUAUCACAGGGUUCCCCAAGUCUCAGGGACACAAUGCAAUCUUGGUAAUCAUAGACUCCUUCUCCAAGUUUGGUCACUUCAUUCCCACCUUGAAAAAGGUCACAGCAAAAGGACUUGCAGAUUUGUUCAUUAUCCAUGUUUGGAAACUUCACAGAUUAGCAGUCAAAACUGUCUCAGAUUGCAGAACAACCUUUACAGGAAAAUUCCUUAGAGCUCUCUACCAACAACUUGGGGUCAAACUGGCAUUUUUCUCUGCCUACCACCCUGAAUCAGAUGGACAAAUGGAAAGGGUGAACCAGUUUAUCAAAUUCCACCUUUGUUCCUAUGUAGCUGCCAAUCAUUCAGACUGGGCUGCUUGGCUACCUCUGGCAGAAUAUGCAUACAAUAAUGCCAAGCACGCAUCCACAGGAAAAACUCCCUUUGAAUUGGUCUAUGUGUUGUAG
Messenger RNA from Rhizoctonia solani, 2154 nucleotides. RefSeq names its product Retrotransposable element Tf2 protein. The coding region runs from base 1 to 2154 and encodes 717 amino acids. The record is from RefSeq and is a predicted model, not a curated record. Lineage: Eukaryota; Fungi; Basidiomycota; Agaricomycetes; Cantharellales; Ceratobasidiaceae. Gene Ontology annotation, molecular function: nucleic acid binding. The transcript has a single exon. Gene Ontology annotation, biological process: DNA integration.